CUGAAGUGACAAGACGAAGCAUUGGGACAAAUAUAACUAGUAGCUGUGAUCCGGCCACUAUAGUUCAUUUUGUGUCAUGUGACACCAUGGUUAUUGACACUUCAUCGCCACAAGCAUGCAUUAGAAGGAACGAUUAUAGUAGACUUGUCAUUGUCAACAUUCUAGACUUUAAGAUAACGGAUCCUCAAUCUCGCCCGCCGCCAAGCUCAACCUGAAUAUAAUCGUAUCCACCCCACAGUACGUCACUCAUUCAACAUGCCAUCCCAUCUUUCACCCGCCCUAUUCGAUUCAUCAGCUGCUCGUAUUAGCAUCUUUCAAAUCUCCAACUCACUAGGCACUGAACUGUUGGAUGAUUACAUCGGACUCAUAGCAAAUCAAAAGCUUCGGACUGAAUUAUUCGUCUUGUCGUUUUUACUCAAAGAUCGAGUCUAUCCUGCCGAUCUUUGGGAAUUAGUUGGGGAGCGUAGUAUAGAAACGAAGCAAGAAGAAACAUUGCGAUUACACCAGAGUUCUUGUACUGGUGGAGAUGACGGAAGUCAUGCAAUUGUGGAGCGAAUUCUCAUAGAAGAGAGGAGGAAGCGGUGCCAGAUAGAGGUGUCUCUGUACAGCCAGGCCAUCGAACGCCUCGAGCAAUACCGGACGCCAUUACCACAUAUCGGCGAUUCAGCCACGCAUAACAUCAGGAUGCCCUCAGCAAUGUCGAAGAAAGAGGUUGCACCUUUGACCUGUCCGAUAGCUACGCAAGAGAUGUGUGAAGCUUGGAUAACUAGGAGCGAAGCCCACCUCAUCCCAGCUGCAGAACCCUUCAUUGAACGUAUCUCACCUUCGGACGAUUCUACUACCUCAGGACAGGAUCUAUCAACCACUGUGCAAGAAGAAAUACCAAAAUCCGCCAUUUUGAACCACAUCACCCCUUCAUUACCCCUGUUGAGCACGUGGGUCACCACUACAGCUAAAGAAGCCUUUUGCAAGGCAUUUAAAAUAGAACAGGCCAGUCAAGCGGAACUGGUGGCAAAGUCUCUUGCGAACAUGCGUGACAGCGGUUAUAUGCGCACUCGCGAGCGGGAUUCGUUCACCUUGCAAGCAAAAAUGCGCCGAGCCAAAGCCGAGAUAGAUCUAUAUACCCUCGCCAUCGACAAUACCCAUGAAUUCAAUUUCUCUGACAACAGUGCGUACAGAUCGAUCACGUGUUUUCUGUCACUACUGAUGCCCAUCCAGGUUCAUCAACGUCCUCUUCUGAUCAAAGUUUUCGGCAGCCUUUGUUCGAGAAAGUGUAUCGCUGUGAGGAGGACGUCGACGAUGAUUCGGACGAGGACUAUAAAUAUUGGUAAUGUAGGUUUUCAUGUAAUGGUCCCAUCCUGUAAAGGCACACAUUAAUACUAGUUACUACUGAUCGAAGGAUUCGAGCAUGAGACUUACUUCUGAACUUACCUGUGUAACGGGAAGGACUGCAAGGGAACCCAAGGCCAAACCUCU
Suillus plorans is the source of this 1476-nucleotide messenger RNA. RefSeq lists its product as uncharacterized. The transcript is spliced from 4 exons. The record is from RefSeq and is a predicted model, not a curated record. Bases 256 to 1377 code for a protein of 373 amino acids. NCBI's taxonomy places the organism in Eukaryota, Fungi, Basidiomycota, Agaricomycetes, Boletales, Suillaceae.